Nomia melanderi (Alkali bee) is the source of this 3233-nucleotide messenger RNA. Its product is annotated as nonsense-mediated mRNA decay factor SMG8. Gene Ontology annotation, biological process: nuclear-transcribed mRNA catabolic process, nonsense-mediated decay. NCBI's taxonomy places the organism in Eukaryota, Metazoa, Arthropoda, Insecta, Hymenoptera, Halictidae. The record is from RefSeq and is a predicted model, not a curated record.
AUGCUUGCAAAGAAAAGUUGUCAACUCUCUACAAUAACAUCAACUUGAUACUUGUUGUUUUUAAACUUUAAUUUCUCACACAACAACGAGUUCCAAUCUCGUAAAAUUGUCAUGUAAAUAGCAAAUUCACGACGCCCGAAGCGAUGAGGCAAUAAACAAUUGAGUGGAACGAAGUGAGUCCCUCUCUCUUUAAUCGAUAAUAAAGCUCGGCACCUUACACGAAGGCCGUGUAACUAGGAAUCACAUAAACGAAAACUCCUAGUAAAUCAGACAACUUGUCCUUAAUAAUAAGAAGUAUUUAAAUAAAUUAUUGAAUUACGCUGAUACGUUAAACAAAUUUUUCUAGUACUUUCAUACCCACUUAUUGCCCUGAAUACAGUUAUUCAUUUUACAAUGGCAUAACCUACGAGUCGCAGAAACAUAAACAAAUACAUAAUGCGUCCGCAAAAAUUUCGACUUCCGUGCAAAGCAGAUAGUUUUCUGCAAACAGACAGAAAAGUGGUAAUUGUUUCUGUGUUUGGAAAAUCACAAUAUAAGGCUAAAGGAUGCAAGACAAACAUGCUGAGUUCAAUCCUUCAAGUGGAUCUCCUGGAUGAACCAGAAGUGGACAAAGACACAUUUUGUGAGAUAGAGGGAUAUCAUGAUACAAAAGAUAAAACUAUAUAUUUACAUCUACGGGGUUUCUUGGAUACGCAUACCCUUUUAACAGAAUAUAAUAGGUUCACAGAAAAACAAGACUGUAAAGAUUUUCUUAGUGUGUGGGCUCAUAUGAAAGAUAAAUAUGCUAGGGCAUUGCUUGUUUUAUUUCAUAUAUCACAUGUUAUUAUUCUCACUCAUCCCACACAUACCUUUGAUUAUAGUUAUGUUCAUUUAUUCAGAGCAAUGGAUAUUGUAAGGCAAAAAGUUUCACCCCAGCUGUCUGAUGUUUUGAGCUGCAUUUGCAGUUUGCCUAAAGAUUGGGUGUCUAAUGUUAGGCCAUGCUCCCCAAGGGUAUUAUUCUAUUUUGAAACAUGUCCUGAUAUAUUCCAAGAUCCUGCUAGUGAAACUAAUAUAAAAAAAUUAGAGCAUUCCUUGGAAGACCAAAUUUACCAAGUAUUAAGGAAAAACCGUAUAGUAACUAACAUAAGUUCAAAUUCUCUAUUUGCAAUUCCUGCGAAUCAAGAAUUUGUUUAUGUACACACUGGAACAACAGAAUCUAGAGAUAUUUUGGGAUACAUGGCGAAGAAACUCAUACAAAGUUGCAAAAUCAGUUCUGGUAGUAGCACUUCGAGAAGUAUAACUAGUCAAGAUUCUAAUUUUCAAAUAGAUGAUACAGAAACGGAAACUCGCUCCUUCAGACUAUUUCUGCAACAACACAUAAACCUGGCCUUUGCUAGAGGUUUUGAUGACAAUGUUGGAAGACACUCCAUACCUGCAUACUUUGAGAUACCAACAGUUAGUACAUUCUGUGAGGUGGCAAAUAGAGUCUAUGACUACUUUAUGGAUGGAACUGAUAAAGAAUUAUUAACUUUACAUAAUUUGCUGGAUACAGAUGUUAAAUUUAGCAAAAGUAGAUGCAGCAAAGUGCUUCCAAGAGCACUGCAAACGUAUCAGGAAAAUUUACCUCAACAUUACACAAGGGCAUACCACGAGACAAAAUUGGCUCACGCAAUGGCAGUUUUCGAGAUGCACGCACGGGGGCCUCUGUUCGAAGAAUUUAAUGAGAAAUUACAAGCUGAAUGUGAGAAACACUGGCGAUCUGGCCGUCAAAUGUGCGAGGUUCUUUCCCUCACAGGCAAUCCCUGCACCAACCCAAUUCACAGAGGUGGUAGUGAUGGUGCUGGAGGUGGAGAACAGACAGAUCUCAGAGAUAGCGACCCUGAUUUACCAAUUAGAGAACACUGUAGCGGAGUUCGAUAUAUUUGUGCUUGUAACUGUGGCCGUUGUCAAGCGUCGCGCGAAGAUCCAUUCAGUUUAAAACAGGCUAAUUAUGAUUACUUCCAAUUGCUAGCCAAACAAUGUGGCUGUGCACAAUUAGAAAGUAUUCAAUUUCCAGUUUUUCAACCAAGCACCCAUAAUUUUAGACCGGCUCAAUUACUCUCUGCAUCCAAACGCAAAGACUCUUUUAGUCAUGCAGAAUCACCUACACCAAGGGGACACACUCCAGCCUGCAGCUUAGGAGUCAACACUCUUAAUGUUUCAGAUGAUAUCCGUACUCCGUACGAGAGUGGUGAUCAAUCCCAGCAGCCAAGUGAGAAUAAUGAUACUAACAAACAUGCUAAAACUAGUCUAACACCAAACGAUGCACACAAAGUGGUCAUAGAAGUUUCUGAUAAUGAAGAAGAUAACAAAGACUUAAAUUCCACAGAGAAAUCUUUGGUCCGUCAACCAUCAACUACAGAAUACUUGCCAGGAAUGUUACACACUGAAUCUCCAGCUGGUUUGUUACCACAAUUUUCGAGCUGGUCUCUAGUUUGUCUUGGACCAAGUAGUUUAUAUUCUCAUAAUUUGGGUUUACAACACCAGACUGGCGUAUUGCCUACUUCUGCUUUCCUUCUACCAUGGGAUGUAACUGUGAGAUUGGAACAUCAAAAAGAAAGGGGUUCCCUAUGGCCAACAAUAGGCGAUCAUGGAGUACAUGGUUACUGUCCAAGGGGGAAGAAUUUUCAGAAUUUAAAUACUAUUCGUGGUCGGAAAUCUAAAGGUGGAAAAGAGUUUGUUGUAAAGAUAUUUGUUGGAGUGGAGUAUGAAUGUCCAAGAGGACAUAGAUUUAUGGCAUCUGCCCCUGACAAGGUUCUUAAAGCAACUGGAAAUGGAAUUGUAAAAGACAGUGGGAAUAAAGUCACAUCUAGCACAGCGGAUAUGCCUCUUUACUUCCCUUGCCCCUGCAGACAAACAAAGCCGCUAAUAGCACAGCUAAUGAGAAUUCAUGUGGUAACACCAAAAGCUCCUGUUCAUGUCACACUGAAUCCUAGGGUUCAACCAGGCCCACCACCGUGUCCAAUUUUCGUAACUGGUUGUGACGAACCUAUAAAACUAUCUCAAAGUGCCUAUUGGGUCUUAAGAUUACCAUAUGUAUAUAUGGAUGAGAAGGGACCGUAUAUAGCACCAAAAGAUCCAGUGCCAAUAUCACAUGGGAGAUUAUUAGCAGGAAUGUAUGGAAUUAGUGAAGUAAUUUUAGAUAAAAAAUAAUACAGUAUUUAACUUUUUAUAAAUAACACUUUGUACAACACAUGUGAAUUAUUUUCUGUAAA